GUGGCAGUGUAUUUCACGCGGGAGGAGUGGGAGCUGCUGGACGAUGAAGGCAAGGAGCUUUACCGGGACCAGAUGCUGAGGAAUUACCAAGCCCUCGUUUCCCUGGGAUAUCGAGGUCCAACCCCUGACUUAAUCUGCCAUCUCCAGCAAGGCCAGGGGGAGCUCUGGGGCUGUGCUGGGCAGGAGCGAGGGGAAAGCUCACGGCGGGAGGACCUGGCUGCAGCAGGUGCCUGGCUGCCUUCCCGAGCUGAGCAGCAGCCUUCUGCAAACCUGGAGCCCCCACAGACUUGCCCAGGGAGUCAGGCUGAGAUGGACGCCCUGAGACCAGAGGAUUCCCAGUGGCACCAGAGUGAGGGGAGGCCCCAAAAGCAGAAGGACCAUUUCUCCUCCCUGGCUCAGCACUGGCGCGUCCAUUUGGGCAGGAAGGUGCACCGCUGCACCGAGUGCAGGAAGAGCUUUGCCACCCCACAAGACCUGUCCCAGCACCAGUGUGUGCAGAGCGGGCAGCAGCCACACCGCUGCACCGAGUGUGGAAAGAGCUUCAGGCAGCCCUCCAACCUGGCCAGGCACCAGCGCAUGCAUGCAGGGGAGAAGCCACAUCAGUGCUCGGUGUGUGGGAAGAGAUUCACCAGAUCCAGGUCCAUGGCCGAGCACCACCGUAUCCACACAGGGGAGAAGCCGCAUCAGUGCUCGGUGUGCGGGAAAAGAUUCAGCAGAUCCAGCUCCAUGGCCCGGCACCAGCAUGUCCACACACGAGAGAAGCCACAUCGGUGCUCGGUGUGUGGGAAGAGAUUCGGGAGUUCUGGCUGUAUGGCCCGACACCAGGUCAGCCACACUGGGGAGAAGCCACAUCAGUGCCCCAAGUGUGGGAAGAGAUUCGCCCAGUCUAGGUCCCUGGCCAUGCACCACCGUCUCCACACCGGGGAGAAGCCACAUCAGUGCUCGGUGUGUGGGAAGAGAUUCACUCAGUCUAGCCACCUGGCCCAGCACCACCGUAUCCACAGAGGGGAGAAGCCGUAUCAAUGUUCGGUGUGUGGGAAGAGCUUCACCAGAUCCAGCUCUAUGGCCCGGCACCAGCGUGUCCACACAGGGGAGAAGCCACAUCGGUGCUUGGUGUGUGGGAAGAGAUUCACUCAGUCUAGCCACCUGGCCCAGCACCACCGUAUCCACAGAGGGGAGAAGCCGUAUCAAUGUUCGGUGUGUGGGAAGAGCUUCACCAGAUCCAGCUCUAUGGCCCGGCACCAGCGUGUCCACACAGGGGAGAAGCCACAUCGGUGCUCUGAGUGUGGGACGAGAUUCACCCGAUCCAGCUCCCUGGCCAAACACCAGCGUGUCCACACAGGGGAGAAGCCAUAUCAGUGCUCUGAGUGUGGGACGAGGUUCACCCGAUCCAGCUCCCUGGCCAAACACCAGCGUGUCCACACAGGGGAGAAGCCAUAUCAGUGCUCUGAGUGUGGGACGAGGUUCACCCGAUCCAGCUCCCUGGCCAAACACCGGUGUGUCCACACAGGGGAAAAACCAUAUCAGUGCUCUGAGUGUGGGACGAGAUUCACCCGAUCCAGCUCCCUGUCCAAACACCAGCGCAUCCACACAGGGGAGAAGCCACAUCAGUGCUCAGUGUGUGAGAAGAGCUUCACCAGAUCCAGCUCCCUGGCCCAGCACCAGCGCAUCCACACAAGGGAGAAGCCGCAUCACUGCUCUGAGUGUGGAAGGAGCUUCAGGCACUCCUUCAGCCUGGCCCGGCACCAGUGCAUCCACACUCAGGAGCAUCCAUAAUUCUCCUAGCAGUGCAGGAUGGACUUGUGGAUGCCGACCUGCUUAGUCCUCUCCAGUGGCUGCAUUCAGGCAAGCAGACUCAUGCUGCUGUAUUGCAGAAAGCGGUCACCCAGCCUUUGGCCCGUGUAGACAUAGAGCUAGGACUAGGGUCCAAGAUCAAAGAUAA
Molecule: messenger RNA, 1942 nt
Organism: Alligator sinensis (Chinese alligator)
Lineage: Eukaryota; Metazoa; Chordata; Crocodylia; Alligatoridae
Product: zinc finger protein 883-like
Exons: 4
Coding region: 73-1776 (567 amino acids)
Biological process (GO): regulation of transcription by RNA polymerase II
Cellular component (GO): nucleus
Molecular function (GO): RNA polymerase II transcription regulatory region sequence-specific DNA binding; DNA-binding transcription factor activity, RNA polymerase II-specific
Source: RefSeq, a predicted model, not a curated record